GCGCAAGGCACGCGACCAAUAGGAGAAGUCUUUACUCCCGCUAUCUACGCGGUGGAUAAUUUUUCAACUGAUGACGCACAGCAUCAGUAAACGAAAUUGGUACUGUCCCCGCAGUAGAAGUACGCGUAAAGGACUAUGAUGGCGAUGGUAGCCAAUGGGCGCUCAUGAGAGUGACGAUGGGACCAACCAGAAUAGCUCAGUUCCGUAGUCCGUCUGCAUAGGCUGCCUUGAGGCUCUACUAGACGAGCAAGGCUCAUAGUGAACGUCAUAUCGGAACGUCCACGGAGUUAACGGUCGUUGCUGAUAUAUAAGUGCUUGUGCACGGAUGGUGCAGGUGCAGCUUAACAUCCCACUACAACACAGCACCAACAUCGAGCACGUACGCUUACAACAAUACAAACUACACAAUGGCGACAGACACCAAAUUCGAAGGAUGGCUCGGCAAAGACAAGGAGAGUGUCAAGGGAAAGAUGGAGUGGGGUCAAUUUGAACCUAAAAAGUGGACCGAAGACGAUGUUGACAUUGAGAUCUCUCACUGCGGUAUCUGUGGAUCAGACUUGCACAUGUUGAAAUCUGGCUGGGGACCUACACCAUACCCCUGCGUCGUCGGUCACGAGAUCAUCGGCAAAGCCGUCAAGGUUGGCAAGAACGUCAAGCACGUCAAGCAGGGCGACCGUGUCGGUGUCGGCGCGCAAGCACGCUCAUGCCUUCAACCGGACUGUCCCGAUUGCUCGAACGGCAUUGAGAACCAUUGCCACCGCGAGACAGUAAACACUUAUGGCUCCAUCUACCCACGCGACGAGGGCAAGAGCUAUGGUGGAUACGCUACACACAACCGCACAAAUGGGCACUUCGUCCUAAAUAUCCCUGACGGCUUAGAUAGUGCGGAUGCUGCGCCGAUGCUCUGCGGUGGAAUCACCGUGUACUCCCCGUUGAAGCGUUAUGGCUGCGGUCCUGGCAAAACUGUCGGAAUUGUUGGAGUAGGAGGCUUGGGUCAUUUCGGUGUUCUCUUUGCCAAAGCCCUGGGUGCAGACAAGGUCGUCGGUAUAAGCCGUAAGGCUGAGAAGCGCGACGAUGUUCUCAAGCUAGGCGCUGACCUCUACGUCUCCACUGACGAAGAUAAGGAUUGGGCCAAGCACAACGCACAAACGCUCGAUCUCAUUGUAUGCACCGUUUCCAGCGCCAAGAUGCCUCUAGAUGGCUAUCUUGGCUUGCUCAAGACUCAUGGUACUUUCAUCCAAGUCGGAGCACCGGACGGCGGAGAGCUACCUCCCAUCAACGCCUUCACGCUUCUUUCUGGUGGACUCAAGGUUGGAGGCUCUGGCAUCGGUGCCCCAUGGGAGAUCAAGGAGAUGUUGGAGUUGGCGGCUGAGAAGAAGAUCAAGCCAUGGAUUCAGAAGAGGCCAAUGAAGGAGGCUAAUACCGCGGUUGUGGACAUGGAGGCAGGAAAAGCGAGGUAUAGGUAUGUUCUGGAGAACUAGAGAGGCAAUAUGCACAGCAACAUAGCUUUGUACGUAUGAGAGCGAAUAUAGACACUUUCACGCAAAGAUUCACCAUUGAUGAUAUGCUCUUGCAACACUUUGUGUGCG
Messenger RNA from Alternaria rosae, 1589 nucleotides. Its product is annotated as NADP-dependent alcohol dehydrogenase C. The record is from RefSeq and is a predicted model, not a curated record. The transcript is spliced from 2 exons. Gene Ontology annotation, biological process: alcohol metabolic process. Bases 408 to 1481 code for a protein of 357 amino acids. NCBI's taxonomy places the organism in Eukaryota, Fungi, Ascomycota, Dothideomycetes, Pleosporales, Pleosporaceae. Gene Ontology annotation, molecular function: alcohol dehydrogenase (NADP+) activity; zinc ion binding.